CUCUUCAGUCUGACUGAUCCUGCGGAGGCUGUAACACAUCAAAGGGCUCGCGUGCCUCACAUUGUCUUUCCCGCUGCAACCUGUCGCAUUUUAAACACGAUACAGAAAACCGUUGAGGAUUUAAAUUAUAACGAAAAAUACAAGUUCAGGAUUUAAAUUGUAACGGAAAUCCGGAGUGUUGAGGCGAGACCCGCGCGCUGUUUAACUGAGGUGUUUUAGGCCUCGCUUUUGAGGCCUCGCUUGUACGCAUCAUGACCUGUGAGCCUUCUCUGUGCUCCACUUGUUUCACCCACUUGUAAUCCAGAGCUAUAUCCUGCCCAAAGUGGAAGUGUGUUGCAUAAAAUGUCAGCGUGCAGUGAGUUUGCAGAGCACGUGUGGAAACCAGGAUCCUGUAAAAACUGCUUCCACCCACGUAGUGCCCACGCUAAAGGCAGGAAGAGCUUGUGCAGGGACGAACAGGAGGAUGUAGGUGCCUCGGCCUCGACCUACAUUAAGCCCACUAUUGCCGUCAAGCCCACAAUGAUAAACUUGGACACAACCGAGAAGACAGCAGAGUUUACCAUGAACACACAGCAGGCACAUAAGAGUUCGAUUGGACUGAAGAAUAUUCUGGAGUUGUCAUCUCCCUACAUCGACAGUAAUGGCUGCAGUAAAACUCUGAAGGAUGUGAUUCUGCAGAAUGGUAUUUCCACGAAGCUGGAUUAUUCAAGCAGGACUCCUGUGUCUCCUAAAGCACCACCCACCACAGGUUGUGUGUUUAUCAUGCAGGAGGAUUGCCGCAGUCCCGUUGAGCUAAAAGAGAAUUUCAGUCCUCAGGUGGCCAAAACACAGACAUGCACUUAUAUCACUUCCUGUGAUUCACUUCUACAUCAUCAUAAACAGGAAGUGCAGGUCAUAACAAACACAGCUACAGGAAAUAUAAAUGGGGCUGUUAAUGGUGCAGCCGCAGAGAUGCACAGUGUUCUUUCAUCGCCUGUGGCAACCCCAGGAUCCCUUAAUAACGUCAGCAUGUCGGAUUUUUCACAUUGCAGCAGUUCGGACUCACUGACUGGCCUGGCCACGAUCCAGUCAGAGCCGAUCUAUGCAGAAAGCUCAAAGAGGAAAUGCCGUCCUCGCCAAAACGCUGAUCUCAUCACCGAGGUCAGUGAUGAUGGGGAAGGUCAAAGGGCAACCAUCACUGUUAUGGCUGCCCACACGGGGGAUAACAACCGCACCUUUUACCUGAGCAGCCCUGAUUCUGCUGUUAGUACUCAGUGGCUCCGCUUCAGCCCUACAACCCCUGAUGAUCCCUCCAGCCCUGUUUUCAGCUGGCCAUCUUCCCCUGUCGUCAUGGGAACAACCCCAGUGUCUGCAGACCUGUCCACACAAACCGAGACCAAAAAAAGCCCACCCAUUCCUCCCAAAAGAAACUCACGUUCUCCAAAACUUGGCACGUCUAGUUUGUCUCCUCUUCCUGAAUUUAACUUCCACAUGUCUCCACCCCUUAAACUGUCUCAGGGUGAAGCCCACUCCUCCUGCCCAGUAUUGAGCAGCUUGUGGAGCUCAGAGCCUAGAGCCAAGGAGGAGGAGAAGAAGGAAGCAGAAAGAGAAUGGAAGGACAAGUGUGAGUCUACGCCUGGCACGACUGAGAGAAACAACAGUCCCAGUGAGAAACAAGUGGAGAUGAAAUCUGACAGCAGCUGCAGCAGUGAGCCCAGACCUCCACUGCCUCCACCCAAAAAACAUCACCGAUCCUGUGUUAGGCUCAGUGUGAGCAGUAUGGAAUUGGAUCAGCGGGGAUCAGUGGAGUCACUCCCUCACUCGGUGAAGGAAAUGAACGCAACCUCUUCAGACAGUCUGCCGGCUCUGACCGAUUCUGGUGUGCGUAAAUCUGUCUCAGUUGUUCAGGAAUCAACGCAGCACUCCUGUCCUUCUCUGUUCCCGAAUCCAAGUCUCUGUCCCCCUCCAUUACCAGAGAAAAAGCUCCUGAGCCGCACCACCUCCUCUGACAUAGAAACUAAGUUCAAAAGUCACGCCGUCACUUCCUGUUCAUCUCCUCAGCUCUCCAAUUCAUCCUCGGUGUCUCUGCAGACACUCCUGAGUAGUGGAGCAAGUCGGGAAUGUGUUUACGCUCGACUGGGUGGGCUGUAUGGCGAGUGUGUGCGGCGCUUGGCACUGAAGUGUGAGGAGCGUUUUACACAGCCACAGAAACACACACAUCGCUUCUUCAACGAGCACGAGUGGAGUUUGUUCAAACUGAGCUGCAGCCGUGCUGUGUGUGUGACCAGGGAUGCCGCAUACUACCCCGCCUCCUGCUCCUCAGACAUACACACACCAUACGCUGUCAAGAUCUGUAAAGGCCAUACCCAGGAAGUAAGGCGGUCUCACCUGUUUGGUCUGUCUGUGCAGCAGUCAAUCCCACAUCACUUUAACCUGCAGCAGGACUGCGGUCACUUCAUCGCCUGCGUGCCUCUGAGCAUGCUCCCUGGCCAAGAAGAGACACUAGCACCGCCUUCUUCCCCAAGCACCACCCCCUUGGAUCAACAGGAGCGUGUGGUGGUAAUCACGCGUGACGUGCCAAGCCAGAGUCUGGCAGACUUUGUGAGCGAGUAUCAGUCUUUCCAUCGCUCUCAUCCCGAAGUGUAUGAGCGUCGUGUGUGUUUUCUCCUGUUGCAGCUCUGUAAUGCUCUUGAGCACCUUAAAGCUCAUGGUGUCACUCACCGUGACCUCUGCCUUGAAAACAUGCUCCUGGUACCUCAGAGACAACCUGUAACUUCCAGCCCCACCAAUCAAGAGCCUUUACCUCGGCUCCUAAUUAGCAACUUCUCCAAAGCGAAGCGGCGGUGUGAGACAGAUGAGAAGCAGCGCGCUGAGCUGACUCGCAUGGCACCUGAGAUCGUGUCUGCCUCUCAGUAUCGCAAGGUUGAUGAGUUCCAGACAGGUAUCCUGAUCUACGAGAUGCUACACCUGCCCAAUCCUUUCGAGGCCGUCCCAUCACUCCAAAACCGUCAUUACCGCAUAGAGGAGCUUCCUUCCAUCCCUUCCGUUUCCAUCUACUCAUCCGGACUGGAGCGUCUUGCCCGCCUCCUGCUGCGUCCUGACCCAGAUGAGAGGAUCCAUAUUGCAGAAGCUAAGCGUGGCCUGCAGAGUCUGCUGUGGGGACCACGCCGAGAACUCCUGGACCGUGUCACUGCUGACAACAGGAAGGACAAGGACCAGGACACGCUGUUGAACUGGUUGGAUGUGAAGCGCGCGUUGCUCAUGAUGAAGUUUGCAGAGCGCUCACUGGAACCUGAGAAGACCCCAGAGCUUGAGGACUGGCUCUGCUGUCAGUAUUUCUCCAACACACAUCCACCGUCCCUAUUGCUCACUGCCCAGAUGAUGCACCUUAUCAAACCCUUACAUUGACAUUGUGGGGGGGACAACAUUCAUGUAUUGUUUGUAUUACUUUUUCCAUUCCUGCUGUUUUUAAACAAGAAAUGUGGAUGAGUUCAUGCCUUUGCUUGGAACACAUUAUUUACAGGUGGUGCACUUUCAGUUUUUUAGAUUUCAGCUGUCCUGCUGACUUUUAAACACAUCUUAAAAUGAUUCUCACUGCCACAGAGUGACUGCUGUCCUGCUGACCAUACGUGUGAGUGUGUGUUUGUGUGUUUGAAAGAUCUUCAGAAAUGCUGAGUCAGCAGAAAAGCCACAGUAAAGACAGAGAAAAACUAAUACCUGUGUGCUGAUAGAAAAUUUCUGUAUUACUGUUGUGAUGAGACAUUUCAUGUGAAUUUCUCUGUAUUUCUGCACUGACAUUACCUCAUAUUGCCUAGUGUUAAUGUAAGAAUUGUUUGUUAGUUAAUUAACUCAAAGAUAUAGAAUGCAGUUAUACAGUUUCAGUUUCUUUAUUAACAUUUAACACUGAGAGCUUGAAUUCUUUAUUUGCUGAUGAGCCCCUAAUAUACAGUAUGUUAAUAAAAAAUUGCACUGAUUGGUUGUUUCGAAAACACAGAGCCCCAAUCAGAGUUGAGUCAGAGAGACAACUGGUUAUAUCUAAAUUUUUAUCUAAUGAACAUUGCAGGGUUAACAAUAUCUUCAACAACAAUACUUAUAGAUACACAUUGUUAUUGUGUCCAGGCUAAGGAAAUAAUAAUGUAAACAUUUGUACAGAAAGAGAAACUGAACAAUGUGAAACUGAAAUUUUACCUGUUUAUAAGUGUGUACGGAAACUGUGUGAAGCAGGUCUUAAUGAGAAUACAUCUGAUCACUGAAAUGUCUCUUUGCUCGUCUAUGAUUAGACAGUGUAUAUGCUGUUUGUUUUUACAGCCAGAAUUCAAUGCAAAAAUCACUGUACUGAGUUAUAAACAAUGCAUUGAAACUGAAAAUUCAUCAAUAAACUGUAAAUAUCUUUUCAGAA
Messenger RNA from Tachysurus vachellii, 4378 nucleotides. Its product is annotated as inactive tyrosine-protein kinase PRAG1. Lineage: Eukaryota; Metazoa; Chordata; Actinopteri; Siluriformes; Bagridae. Gene Ontology annotation, molecular function: protein kinase activity; ATP binding. Bases 343 to 3387 code for a protein of 1014 amino acids. The transcript has 8 exons. The record is from RefSeq and is a predicted model, not a curated record. Gene Ontology annotation, biological process: protein phosphorylation.